Molecule: messenger RNA, 597 nt
Organism: Cephus cinctus (wheat stem sawfly)
Lineage: Eukaryota; Metazoa; Arthropoda; Insecta; Hymenoptera; Cephidae
Gene: RpS17
Product: 40S ribosomal protein S17
Exons: 3
Coding region: 122-517 (131 amino acids)
Biological process (GO): translation
Cellular component (GO): ribosome
Molecular function (GO): structural constituent of ribosome
Source: RefSeq, a predicted model, not a curated record
GAUGUUUGCCUAGUGACCCGAUGUUGUAGUUCUCGAAAGUAUCGCAAGGAGCCGGAAGCGCUUGUGCUUCGCUUUCAGUUUGACUAGUGUCUUUCAUGUCUUUUCCGGUACACUAGCAAUCAUGGGUCGCGUCAGGACGAAGACGGUGAAAAAAGCCGCCAAGCUGAUCAUCGAGAAAUAUUACACUCGCCUGACCCUUGACUUCCACACUAAUAAGAGGAUAUGUGAAGAAAUUGCAAUUAUCCCCAGCAAGCCUCUUAAAAAUAAGAUUGCUGGGUAUGUCACUCACCUGAUGAAGAGGCUUCGUCACUGUCAAGUACGAGGCAUUUCCAUCAAAUUGCAGGAAGAAGAGAGGGAACGCAGAGACAACUAUGUUCCCGAAGUUUCUGCUUUGGAGCACGACAUCAUUGAAGUCGAUCCUGACACCAAGGAGAUGCUUAAGAUGCUCGAGUUUAACAACCUUUCUGGACUCCAGGUGACACAGCCUGUCACCCACCAAUUUAACAGACGCUCCUAAGCGUCUUUCCACCUUUUGUGUCAGUUCUACCGUUUUAUAUCAAUAAACUUGUAAACUGGCAUUCAUUAGAUCUCUUUCCA